Trypanosoma brucei brucei TREU927 is the source of this 972-nucleotide messenger RNA. RefSeq names its product expression site-associated gene ESAG protein. The transcript has a single exon. Lineage: Eukaryota; Euglenozoa; Kinetoplastea; Trypanosomatida; Trypanosomatidae. The record is from RefSeq and is a predicted model, not a curated record. Bases 1 to 972 code for a protein of 323 amino acids.
AUGAGGGUCGUCAUUUUGGAAUGGACAAUUCUUAUACUUUUAAUUGUUGGUGCUUAUGGGGACAAUGACCAUGCGUUGGUGGCAGAUUAUGAAGGUGACGCACCUUUAAGUGAGACUGUAUGUUAUCUCCGUUGCCUUUCGGAUGCCUUGAAUAAAUUAUAUACUGAUGGCGAGAAGAAGCUACUUGUCAAUGAGGAAGUAUAUGCCAAUGUGUCUCGUAUAUUGGAUAGUAUGGAGGCUAAAACAGGUGAAAGUGUUAAAUAUUUGAGUGUUAUCAGUGGUGCGAUGGUAGGGGAAAGUGAGAAAUUGGAAAAACUUAUAUCUUAUGGAAAUACAAUGGGGGACCUUGUGGCAAAGGUGGGUGGGCUGUUUGCUGAGGUUAAUGAAAGUGUGAGGACCGUAAGGAAAGAAAUACCUGAUGCCCUUAUAAAGGCAAAUAAAUACUAUACAAGUAUUGCUGAGAUUGUUAGGACUGUUUGGGAUGACCUAAAGGCGAUACCAACUAGUAUUGAUCCUAAAUGUGAAAAUGGAGAAUUCGAUGGCGUUAAAGAGUUUGAAGUUAAGUGUGGCGAUAGCUCAUGUCCGUUGAGAAAUGGCGUAAGUGAAGACGCACUGAAGCAUUAUAAAAGAGGCCGUAUUGAAGUAAACGUGUUGAAUGGUUCUGUAAGCAGGUGCUUAAACCUACAAAGGAAGAACUUAUAUAAGAACGGUGCCGAAAAGCAUUCGAGUGAAGUGUUGAAGUGGCCUCAAGAUGACGCCACUUUUUUUCAACUUAAGCUCGAAGUGCAAAGCAUGUUUGGGCCGCUCAUCGUUUCCUUUGCCGCCGGCCGAACAACUUCCGCACUCCUAGAGAUGGUGGAAAAUAUAACUUCCUUGCGCUCUCGCUUCAAAGAAAUCCACAGCGACUUCACUUCGCUGCUGCUCAACCCGAAUAGCACUGAUAAUGUAAAUAGUACUGAUUCUACCAUUUAA